AUGUCGUCCUCGUCCGCGCUCGCGCGCGGCGGCGUCGCGCGCGUCGCCGCCGCGCGGCCGCGCCGCGCGUCGUCCCGUGCGCCCGCGUCAUCUCGUCGCGCGACGACGACGUCGGCGAUCUCGAAAAACGACGCCGACGCCGCGCCUCCUCCGUCGCGACGCGACGUCCUCCUCGCCGCGGCCGCGACCGCGGCGACGCUCGCGUCGUCCGCCCCCUCGCCCGCGCGCGCGGACGCCCCCACCUCCGUCGUCGCGUUCGAAGGCGUCGCGAACGAGCGUUGGACGAAGGUCCCCGUCGCCGUCUCGCUCCCUUCUGCGUGGCAGUCGCGCCCGGGCCAGCGCGCGAAGCAGACCAAGUUCAUGAUGUACACGGACACGUACGGGCCAAACUACCGAUACACGGACGCGCUGCCAAAGUUCGUGGACGCGGACGGCGGCGUCGUCGCGGAUUUCAUCGCGUGCAGCGUGCAGUCGCGCGGCGGGCAGGAGAGCGUCACGGAUCUGGGACCCAUUGGGAACGUAGACGCGAAAGUCGCGUUCGGCGUCGACGUCGAGGACAUCGCGCUCGCGGAGACCGCGGGCUCGAACGUGCGUAAGGACGCGGGGAAGCAGACGUACUACGAGUGGGACCUGGACGUCCCGAACGGGAGCAAGGUGCUGCUCAGCGCGUGUAUCAGCGGCGGCGGGUUGUACGUGCUGAGCAUUGCCGCGAGCGAGGCGCAGUGGAAACGAGCCGGGGAGGAGUUGAAGAGGACGCGCGCGAGCUUCGCGGUGCCUGUCGCCGCGGAGAGCACGACGGACAUCUCGAAUAGGAUUUACAACAACGCGAGCGCGGGCGGGUUUAAGUGA
Molecule: messenger RNA, 849 nt
Organism: Micromonas pusilla CCMP1545
Lineage: Eukaryota; Viridiplantae; Chlorophyta; Mamiellophyceae; Mamiellales; Mamiellaceae
Exons: 1
Coding region: 1-849 (282 amino acids)
Source: RefSeq, a predicted model, not a curated record